This is a messenger RNA of Equus quagga, 1889 nucleotides long. RefSeq names its product cytosolic thiouridylase subunit 2 (gene CTU2). Gene Ontology annotation, molecular function: tRNA binding; sulfurtransferase activity. Gene Ontology annotation, cellular component: cytosol. Gene Ontology annotation, biological process: tRNA wobble position uridine thiolation. The record is from RefSeq and is a predicted model, not a curated record. The transcript has 14 exons. Lineage: Eukaryota; Metazoa; Chordata; Mammalia; Perissodactyla; Equidae. Bases 65 to 1711 code for a protein of 548 amino acids.
CGUGACGUUCUCAGCGUGCGACCAGCUGCAGCCACCGCGGUCUCCAGCGCGACCCGGCCCAGCCAUGUGCCAGGUGGGCGAGGACUACGCGGAGCCCGCGUCCGAGGAGCCCCCGCCUCGGCAGCCUGGCCGUGAACAGAAGUGUGUGAAGUGCAAGGAAGGCCUUCCUGUCGUGGUGAUCCGAGCAGGAGAUGCCUUCUGCAGGGACUGUUUCAAGGCGUUUUACAUCCACAAGUUCAGAGCCGUGCUUGGGAAGAACCGGCUGAUCUUUCCGGGUGAGAAGGUGCUCCUGGCGUGGUCUGGAGGGCCUUCGUCCAGCUCCAUGGUCUGGCAGGUCCUUGAGGGCCUGAGUCGAGAAUCUGCCAAAAGACUGCGUUUUGUGCCAGGGAUCGUCUGUAUUGAUGAGGGAGCAGCCUGUGGCCUGAGCCCAGAGGCCAGAGCAAAAACCCUGGCCGAGAUGAAGCUGAUCCUGCAGACCGUUGGCUUCCCAUGGCAUGUUGUCGCCUUAGAAGAGGUGUUUGACCUGCCACCAUCCGUGCUGCGCUGCUUUGCCCAGGAGCCAGUGGAGACUGAAGGGGCCUAUAAGGCAGCUGUGGACAGUUUCCUCCAGCAGCAGCAUGUGCUGGGGGCUGAAGGGGCUGGGGACAGCCCCAGCCUCGCCCAAGGGGAGGAACAGCUGAGCUGGCCCUGCACCCAGGAUCCCCAGAACCCCCAGAGCCCAGAUAGGCCACCCACAGCUGCCCAGACUGAGGCUCUGUCCAGACUCUUUGACUCCGUGAAGACCCUGACAGCCAAGGAGGAGCUUCUGCAGGCACUACGGACCCACUUGAUCCUGCAUGUGGCCCGGACCCAUGGCUACUCCAAGGUGAUGACAGGAGACAGUUGCACACGCCUGGCCAUCAAACUCAUGACCAGCCUGGCACUGGGGAGAGGGGCAUUCCUUGCCUGGGAUACGGGCUUCUCAGACGAGCGGCAUGGCGACGUGGUGGUAGUGCGGCCCAUGCGCGAGCACACGCUGAAGGAGGUUGCCUUCUACAACCACCUGUUUGCCGUCCCCUCCGUUUUCACGCCAGCCCUCGACACCAAGGCCCCUGAAAAGGCCAGCAUUCACCGGCUGAUGGAGGCUUUUAUGCUCAGGCUGCAGGACCAGUUCCCCUCCACAGUCAGCACUGUGUACAGGACAAGUGAGAAGCUGGUUAAGGCCCCCAGGGAUGGCUGUGCUGCCAGUCCCCCUGGCCCCCGCUGCCUGCUCUGUAUGUGCGCACUGGACAUCGACACUGCUGGUCUGUGUCUGCCUUCCCCAGGGUGCUCAGAGGAGGGCACUGGCGAGUGGGUGUUGGGGUUCAGCAGCCCCCUGGUCCCCUCAGCUCCUCUCUACUUGCAGACAGUGCCACGGCUUUUGGGGCUCAGACUCCCUUGCAUCUGUCCCAGACGCAGCCCCCCACCCCACCGCCCACUGCACCCUGCUGUUCUGCAGGGAUGGGGCGGGUGCAGGGCUGCUGUGGGGGGGCCAGGCCCUGCGAGAGGUGCAGCUCUGCUCUCGCAGGGAGGACCCCCGAGCCCGCGUCAUCGAGCAGCUGUGCUACGGCUGCCGCGUGAACAUGAAGGACUUGCCCUCCCUGGACCCCCUGCCGCCCUACAUCUUGGCCGAGGCCCGGCUCCGCAGCCAGAGGGCCUGCAUCGAGCAGCAGAUCCAGGAGUACCUGGUUGAGGACAGUGAUGAUGAGGCGCAGACUGGCGAGAGCUGAGCCUGAGGACGAGUGUCCUGGACCAGAGACACCCAGGGUGCCAGGGCUGGGACCUCUGCCACGCUAGAGCAGGAAGGCAAGGAUGGCAGACGGCAUGUGAUUGUCCGUUUGUAUAAAUAAAAAUGUUUUUUAAUUAGAAAA